GCUAACUACUUUAGGAUACUAGUAAACAAAGUGCACGCCAUAGAUAUCCAGCCCUAGGCCCCGCUUCCAACCGAAAAUGUUGCCUUGCGCGACAGCGCCUGGUCAAGUCCGAACCCACACGCGAUGUACCCCUUUCCAUCCAACUCCAUGGAGACCACCUAUGCUUCACGGCUUGAAAACGUCCCCUCGACAUGGCCGGGGUUACACAUGCAUCGCCAAGCUCUCGGAGGACACAGCUAUGGUGCAAGCGUUUGCGGAAGAUGGUUUCCUGGAGCCGCAAGAACAGCUGGCCCUCAGCCAAACGCAACGCCCUGCUUCCGGCCGCCAAGCCGAGAUCCCAAUGCGCGCAGAAGGCUCCGAGCCGGAUGGCGCUGACGGCCGGGAGCGUGUGUUCCUGGUGGGGGCCGCGAUCAAGCGGGCGGACCGGGCGGGGGCAGGAGCGGCGGCAGGGGGAGGAGGCGGGUCGGGUGUACGGCAGCAGCAGCAGCGGCAACAACAACAACACCAUGUGUACGACGUGUAUGAGAGUUUGGAGGAGCUGGGGAGGCUGGCGGAUACGGCGGGACUGCGGGUGAUGGGCUCCACAGUUCAGCUGCUGGAGUCCCCCAACAUGGCCACCUACAUCGGCAGCGGCAAGGUGGCCGAGGUGGCUCGUGCGGUCGCCGCGCUGGACGUGGAUACCGUCAUAUUCGACGACGAGCUCUCCCCCGCCCAGCUCCGGAACCUGGAGAAGCAGCUCAGCGGGGCAGGAGGGCCCGAUGGAGCCACGCCAGCACGUGCCGUACGCGUGUGUGACCGUACGGCACUCAUCCUGGACAUCUUCUCGCAGCGCGCUCGGACGCGGGAGGGGCAGCUGCAGGUUGAGCUGGCGCAGGUUGAGUACCAGCUGCCCCGCCUGACACGCAUGUGGAGCCACCUGGACCGGGUGGGCGGCGGGGGGCAGGUGAAGGGGGCGGGCGAGAAGCAGCUGGAGCUGGACAAGCGACUGCUGCGGGAGCGGGCGGCGGGGCUGCGGCGGGAGCUGGAGGCGGUGCGGACUCACCGGCGGCAGUACCGGGAGCGGAGGGCGGAGGUGCCGGUGCCGGUGGUGGGGAUAUGCGGGUACACGAAUGCGGGCAAGAGCACGCUGCUGAACACGCUGACGCAGGCGGGGGUGCUGGCGGAGGACCAGCUGUUCGCCACACUGGACCCCACCACCCGCCGGCUGAGGCUCAAGGGGAACAGGGAGAUCCUACUAUCCGACACGGUGGGUUUCAUCCAGAAGCUGCCCACGGAGCUGGUGGCGGCGUUCAGGGCCACCCUGGAGGAGAUCCGCGAGUCCAGCCUGCUGCUGCACGUGGUGGAUAUCAGCCACCCCGCGGCGGCCGCACAGAGCCAGGCGGUGAUGGGCGUGCUGCGGGAGCUGGGGAUCCGGCGCCUGGCCUCCCGCCGCACCCGCACCGUCUGCAUCUCCGGCGCCACCGGCGAGGGACUGCCGGCGCUGCUGGACCUCAUCGCGUCCGAGUUGGAGGCGGCGCUGGGCAUGCGGGCCGUACGGGCGCUGCUGCCGUACAGCGCGGGGGACCUUCUGAGCGAGCUGCAUGCGGGGG
Molecule: messenger RNA, 1589 nt
Organism: Astrephomene gubernaculifera
Lineage: Eukaryota; Viridiplantae; Chlorophyta; Chlorophyceae; Chlamydomonadales; Astrephomenaceae
Source: the annotation of a GenBank genome assembly